Oncorhynchus nerka (sockeye salmon) is the source of this 1992-nucleotide messenger RNA. It is a transcript of the gene entpd1, whose product is annotated as ectonucleoside triphosphate diphosphohydrolase 1. NCBI's taxonomy places the organism in Eukaryota, Metazoa, Chordata, Actinopteri, Salmoniformes, Salmonidae. The record is from RefSeq and is a predicted model, not a curated record. The coding region runs from base 221 to 1705 and encodes 494 amino acids. Gene Ontology annotation, molecular function: hydrolase activity. Gene Ontology annotation, cellular component: plasma membrane. The transcript has 10 exons.
GUUGAUAGAUAGAGGUGCAGGGUAAGGGUGGAGGAGAGAGCAGAGUGUAUGAAAGAGAACGAGGUAGGGAAGGAGGGGAGAGAAAGAGAGGAGAAGAGAGAGAGGAGAGAGGAAAGGAAGGAAGAAAGAGAGCCGUUUGUGUGUUAGAGAGAAGAGGGGAGAGAGAGGGAGGGGAGAGAGAAUAGAAAGACUGUUAUAUCACUGCUAAGCGAUACAGACCAUGGCUGAACAGAGAGAGACGAAAGGAAAGAACGCUUGGUAUAAGGCUGUGAUCAUCAUCACUGUGCUUGGUAUCACAGCGAUAGUUGCCCUGGUGAUAACAGCAGUAUUGCAGAACAAGCCUCUCCUACAGAAGUACAAGUAUGGGAUCGUCCUGGAUGCUGGCUCCUCACAUACAGCAGUGUAUAUCUACGAGUGGCCAGCAGAGAAGGAUAACGACACUGGAAGAGUGCAGCAGACACACUCCUGCAAAGUCCAAGGUGCUGGUAUCUCCAGCUACUCUGUGUUUCCAGGGCAGGCAGGGGCGUCUCUGAAGAGCUGUAUGAAGGAAGCAGAGAACCUCAUCCCCCUAAGCAGGCACCACGAGACCCCCCUCUACCUGGGGGCCACCGCCGGAAUGAGGCUGCUCAGGAUGGAGAACCAGAGUUUGUCUGAUCAGGUGCUUUGGUCGGUAGAGGAGGUGUUGCGGUCCUCUCCGUUCUCCUAUCAGGGCGCUCGCAUCAUCACAGGCCAGGAGGAGGGAGCCUUCGGCUGGGUCACUGUUAACUACCUGAGUGACCGACUGAAACAGGGCUCAGGGACCACCGGAGCUCUUGACCUGGGCGGAGCCUCCACUCAGAUCAGCUUUGUAGCCAAUCAGGAUGUGGCGGAGGAAUCGGCGGAGAACGCUGUGACCUUCCGUCUGUAUGGAAAUGACUACUUCCUCUACACACACAGUUUCCUGUGCUACGGGAAAGACCAAGCGCUCAAACUGGCGCUUGCUCAGCAGACUCAGUCUGGGGACAGCUCAGUGCUGGACCCGUGUUUCCACCCAGGUUAUAGUGUUGAUCGAAGCUACUUUAGCGUGUACUCCAGCCCUUGCGUCAUGGCUGGGAAACCCCUCAUCUCCAGGGACAGUUUCACUCACGUAGGAGCAGGAAACGCAUCAUUGUGCCAGGAAGUAGUCAGAAGAAUCUUCAACUUCAGUAGCUGCAGCUUCAGUCGCUGUUCUUUCAACAGGGUCUACCAGCCACCACUACAGGGGCCGUUUGGGGCAUUCUCAGCGUUCUACUUUGUGAUGAACUUUCUGAACUUGACAUCAGGCUCUCUGGAAAGCAGCAGGGAGAAGCUGGAGCGCUACUGUUCUAGACCCUGGACCCAGAUCAAACAGCAGCACCCUGAUGUGAAGGAGAAGUAUCUGGCAGAGUAUUGUUUCUCUGGGAGCUACAUCCUGUCUCUACUGACUGACGGAUACAACUUCACCUCAGACACAUGGACAGACGUCACGUUCAUCAAGAAGAUUUCAGGUAGUGAUGCAGGUUGGACGUUGGGCUACAUGCUGAAUCUGACCAAUAUGAUUCCAGCCGAGGCUCCAGACACUCCUCCUCUUCCUCACGCCGGCUACGUCACCCUCCUCUUCUUCAUCUCUCUUCUCCUCUUCUUCCUCCUCUUCCUCUGUUUCCGAUUCCUGUGGCCGCGCCGCAACUCCCAGACACAGAUGAUAUAGACACGCUGGACACCAUAAGGACACUGUGUGUGUGUGUUUGUGUUUGUGUGUGUGUGUGUGUGUGUGUGUGUGUGUGUGUGUGUGUGUGUGUGUGUGUGUGUGUGUGUGUGUGUGUGUGUGUGUGUGUGUGUGUGUGUGUGUGAACAUGAUGUUUAUAAAAUGUAUCUCAUGUUGUCAUGCUUCUUAUUCUCCAGUAAAGUUCAGAUGUAUAAAACAAACUGACCUUACUGUCAUUUACUGUUGUCGUGCUUCUUAUUCUCCAGUAAAGUUCAGAUGUAUAAAACAAA